Molecule: messenger RNA, 2265 nt
Organism: Macrosteles quadrilineatus (aster leafhopper)
Lineage: Eukaryota; Metazoa; Arthropoda; Insecta; Hemiptera; Cicadellidae
Exons: 7
Coding region: 156-1352 (398 amino acids)
Source: RefSeq, a predicted model, not a curated record
GUGAGUGUGUGUUUCGGUGAUUACAAAGUUAUCGUCUGUCUUUUUCGUGACAGAAUGGUGUGACAAUUGUGGAAAUUUUGUUCCGUUUGAUUUAUUAGUGCACAGUAUAUUAUGUGGUCUAAUUCGACAACCCAGUUAAAUAAUGUGUAGCGACGAUGGGUCGUUUUCGGACAAGUGUUUUUGGUGUUUGUUAUUGUGUUUUGGUUAUGUUCACUUUUGGGAUUAUUUGUUCUGUUGCUGAUCAAGGUGGCUGCGGAGGCAUUAGGGGUUGCCUGAAGUGCGACACCCGCAACUCCAGCGACGUCAAGUGCCUCAAGUGCCGCCAGAUGAUCAUCCUGGGGACCAGAGAGUGCGUGGAGUCUUGUCCCCCGGGCUACUCGCAGGAGUGGAGCACGCUGGUCGACUACAUGGGCCGAGUCUGUAGAGAAAGCCUGUUUUUGGGUGGAGUAGCAUUGUCAGGUCAAUCACUAGCAGUGGCAGUAGGCUGUGUGGCGGGGGCAGUGAUCUGUCUGGGCCUAGUAGCAGCGGCGGGGCUGUGUGUCAAGUAUAGGAGAUACAGAGCACUGCGAGACAAGGCACGGCAGAGCCCCAGCCUGGGACAUCUGACAGGAACACAACGUAGCCAAGACAGUGAUGACAGUGAGCGGCCAGAGUUCCUGAAGCAUCUGUCGUCACUGCGGAGUGAAGCUCCAGUGUUCCUAGCGAUGCUCAAUGAGACGAGGAGACAAGUGCGAGAACUGCGGAGGCCGAACCGCAAUGACUCCACUAUCCAGGCGUAUAAGCCUGUCCUCAAGGACCUGUCCAGGAUCCUGAUCCUUCUGAACCGUCGGGAGGAGAGACUUGGUCCUCCGCCCCCGGACUGGGAGACUCUGUUGGCGUGGGGGGAGAGGGUCCUGAGGAGGUACAAGAAACACAACCCUAACCAGGUGGCGCAGCUGGUUAACUUUCUCAAAGUGCCUGUGCAGACGCACCCCUCACCCCCCUCCCCCUACCCCUCUACGCUUACAACGUUUACUCCUUCUCACAAGUCUCGUCCCCUCCCUCCCACAACGGACUCUAGCUCCGCCCCCUCCACUCAACCUUCCCCCUCCAUGCAGCAGCUUGCCAUCAACGCCUUCGAUGACAAGUAUAGCGACACCAGAGAAGACAGGUCUCCUGCUGCCGCAUUCCACCACAACUCCCUCAUAGACUCAGGAGUUGACUUCAACCCCUCGUGGGAGUUCCCUCCCAGCAACUACACAAUCCUGGCCGAGUGGACGGCCUCAGAGGAGCCCACCAGCAUCACUAGCUACGACGACGACUUCUUCCAACUCGGCUUCCGGCCACAGGACGAGAUCACAACUGAGUUAUGAUUCCAAGCUGCUCUUGCUCUAGUCUCAAUAUGGGUUUGUCCUUGAAGGAUGUUUUCCAGUUAAGGUAUUUUUAACAUAUAUGGUUCAGUUGAGUAUUUGAGGAAACAAAUUUUAGCGGAAAAAUGUGGUUUCUUCACGUGUGUGUGUCACUCGGUCAUGCUACUAGAAUCGUAUACAUGCAUAUCCUUAUGUCAUAGGUAAUAAGGCUUGAUUCCACUGGACCUCAAUGUGUCCAUUGUUAGACAUUUUUUAAAUCUGAAAUUUGUUGACAGCAAAUAUUUGUUCAAUGGUUUUCUUAGCAUAUAUUCUUAUUAUUCUGUACUUCUGUAAAAAAAAAACAUAAGUGCUGAUUUUUCUCAACGUUUGUUUAGGUACCCAAAAAAGUUCUAUUUAACAUUCCUAAAGUAGUAAUUGGUCAGUUGGUGGCUCAGUCGGUAGCUCCACGGACUUCAGGCCCAAGGCAGUGAUGUCGUGGGUUCAGAUCCUGGUACCUGCCACUACUUUUUAUCAGUACAGUUCGUCCUUGUACUGAAUCGGCUCGAUCCUUGCUUUUCUGCAUAUGCUCUACAAUCUGACCUCUCUGGCCCAUGUGGACGGGCAAAUGCAAGGUGAAAGAGGCUGUAAACCUCUCUAAAAAUGUUUUUUCUACAAAUCAUAAACGUUAUGCAGAUUUUUUAAAUGUUAUAAACUACCCAUAAAUAUGUGUCCUAUUUUGUUUUUAAAAAAUUACUGCUUUGUAAUAUCCCUUAAAAAAAUACCUUUUUUAACUUGGGAAAAAUAAAUAAAGCCUUUGUACCGGCACAUUUUUGCAUUAGAAUCAAGAGUAACACCACCUCUCCCUAAGGAAACUCAUGCCCACAACAAAUACCUACCAUAUUUUUCAUAAUUUCAGCAUUAGAUGAUUUUAAUGAAU